Protopolystoma xenopodis is the source of this 981-nucleotide messenger RNA. The record is from the annotation of a GenBank genome assembly. Lineage: Eukaryota; Metazoa; Platyhelminthes; Monogenea; Polystomatidea; Polystomatidae.
AUGAAGGACAUUGUCAACUGGUCGCACGCCAUCAUCGUGCUCUUCUCCAUCACCAGCCGACGCAGCUUCUAUCGGGCCCAGGAGCUGGUUGAGACGAUGCAGAGCUUACUCGGGCCUAAACGAAGUUGUGGUGCUCCGGCUGGAACACAAGGCCAUUCGGGAUUUGGGCAUACCGGUUGGUCGGGAUUUGGAGGUGGGUCUGGUAGUUUCGGUGGAGGCGGCAGCCCAGGGCAGGGAACCUCAGGAGGAAUCAUAGGCGGAGCCGGAUUUCUUUCGAGUGAUUCCUCGACAGGCCUGACGAUGCACAAUCUCUUUCUGUCACCAGGCAGCACGGGCUCAUUGCGACGUGGGAUGACAUCGGGCACCUGGAAACCGAUACUGGUACAAAGAGGUGAAAUCGAAAAACUCGCUGAGGAAUUCCAGACCUGCCUGUUCGAGAUCACCGUCUCAGAGAGCUUUAAAUUGGUCGAGGAGUUGUUUCAUUCGGUGGUUCGACAAUGCCUGGGCAAUCGGCACACGACCUCGGCAACAAGCCCUUUGGGGAACGCCAGUGGAGCCAGUACGAGCCUGGGAGCAAACACCGGCAACAGCAACAGCAGCCCCAGUUCGAGUGGUGGCUUUGCCUCCAUCCCUUUUGGCGGGUCGACGACAACAUUCGCGAUCUCGGCGGCGGGUCGGCUGACACGUGGCCUCGGCGCGGCUCUGGCCUCGGUCGGGCCCAACGUGAGCAGCAGUGGAAGUGGGUGUAUCGGAGCCACUACAACCCUGAGUGCUUCGAGCCCGGCGGGCCCCCUUCUGCUCCCCACAACCACAGCCCUUUCAUCAGUUCCCUUCGGCUCCGCCACCCUCAGCACCGGUACAGGAGUCUCCGCCUCACUUCUGCCCACCGCCAGUACUGCAGUCUCCUCAAAUCUCACUUCCACUUCAUCAUCCGGCAAAAGUGGCACUCUCUUUCCACAGACCGGUCUUUCGGGAAACCCG